AUGGAGAACCCUUCCUGCCUGCUCUACGGUGCAGGCGACGCCAGAUUUGAAAACCGGCCGAGGCCAGUAAUCGAAGAUGCCCACGAUACAUUGGCGUCUGCGGAAGCGAUGUAUGUCCACUUCUGGCUCCACGGCGGCAUCAAAAACCACGUCUCAACAACAAACCCGCUAGUAAUGGGCCACGAAGCCUCGGAUAGCCAUCGAGCCGGGCUUCGCCCUGUCCCCACCUGCGCGCAAUGCAAGAGCGGCAAAUACAAUCUCUGCCCGCAUAUGAAGUUCACUGCGAGCCCGCCGCAUACACACGGCGCUCUCUCAAAAUUCUUCAAGGUUCCUGCAGAUUGCUGUUACAGAAUUUCCGGCGCUCAGCUUAGAGAAAGAGUUCGGAUUGAUGAGGCUGUGCUUAUUGAGCCGAUGGAUGUCGCUGUGCAUUCUGUGAGGCAGGUAGGUGUCAAGCCUUCUGAUAGGGUUGUUGUUUUCGGGGCCGGGACAGUAGGGCUUCUUUGUGCUGCUGUUGCGGGCCAGUUUGGGGCUAGUGUCAUCGUGUCUGUGGAUAUUAAUAAAGACAAGUUGGAUUUUGCUGAGGACUGGAUGUUGCCGGAUCGGGCGCUGUUCUCGACUCAGCUUGCGCGUGAAUUGUGGACUCCAGAACAGAUUGCUGCCGAGUUGCGGAAGCGGCUUAAGUCGUUGAGGUUGGAACCUGAUUGCUGGGAUCUCUCGGAGAACGAGAUUACUGCCAAGGGGUGCUUCUGGUAUGGGGCUGGGGAUUUUAAGCUGGCAUUGGAGAUGGUGAUGGUUCAGAAGGUUGAUUUGAGGUCACUAAUCACCAAGAUCGUGCCUUUUAGGGACGCUGUUGAGGCCUGGGAGGCUACGAAGAGAGGCGAAGAGAUCAAGACUUUAAUUGAAGUUGGACUUUGA
Messenger RNA from Penicillium egyptiacum, 915 nucleotides. NCBI's taxonomy places the organism in Eukaryota, Fungi, Ascomycota, Eurotiomycetes, Eurotiales, Aspergillaceae. The record is from the annotation of a GenBank genome assembly.